CAGCAGUGGGAGGAGGAGGAGCGGGUGAGAGGUCGGCCAGCUCCGGUCGCCCAUAGAGACGGAGGAGUCCCGAGUUGUGAGGGCGGCGGCGGCCGGAGCAGGGGCAAGAGCGACGAGGGAAAGAUCCACCAGCAGGAUGGAACUCAUUCAUAACCCAAGGCCUGCCUGUACUGGUUGUGAAGAAGAUAAUGAGGAAGAAAGCAAGGACUUUGCAUUCCUAUUGAAACAAGAGCACCAUUAAGUCAAAAUUCCCUGUAAAUAUAAAAUUUGCUACCAAUCAAGUGCAACAUCUCUGACAGAACAAGAACUGAACACUAGAUUGCCAAAUUCUCAGCUGGUGCUUUAAUAGCCAGAGUGUUCCUGACCUUUGAAGUGCUUGAAAGAGCAUACUGAAAAUGUCUAGCAAAACUUCUGGCACAACAAACAACAUAGCUCAGGCAAGAAGAACUGUUCAGCAGUUGAGAAUAGAAGCAUCUAUAGAGAGAAUAAAGGUGUCCAAGGCAUCAGCAGAUCUACUGUGCUAUUGUGAGGAGCAUGCCAGGAAGGAUCCUUUACUAAUGGGCAUACCAGCUUCGGAAAACCCCUUCAAGGAUAAAAAGACCUGUACUAUCCUAUAGGCAAAACUUCAAAAUGCAUUCAAGAUCCUUCCCUGCAAAACCAAUCAAGCAGAUUCUUAGAGAAUUAACAUGAAGGUCACCUGGUACCAACUGCAUAAAACAGCUCAUUUACAUAUAAUGUAUAAAUGAACAUUUUAAGUUUUCUAAAAGGUCUCUUUAUAGCAUUCAGAGUAGGGAUGCAAGGUUUAUAAAAUUAUGUCAUGUAAACUGGGAUGGUUCCAAGAACAUACGUGGAAAUGGGUUUCUGUUGGCUUUUGUGGGGAUGAGUGUUGGGGUGAGGUAGGCUUUACUUUGAAGUGCAAUGAGUCUUCACAGUUUCAGGUGUUAGGCUGAAUAACCAAAGUUGCCUGAGCUUCAUUUACAGAACAGUGAGGCAGACAAGCAUAGACUCCUAAUCAAGCUUACUUUUACAUUUGAUUUUAUACCUGUGUAUAUCCUUGUAUAUGUAAUUGGUGUCUAUAUCUAGGGUGUGUAUGUAUGUUUAUUUAGGUAUGUACACACAUUCCAAAGUGCAUUCUUUAAGUGUGCCCUUCAGAGCUACUUGCUGUAGUUCAUGCCUUUACCAUCAAGUAUGUCUUAAGCUUUUCAUGGGGUCUUAAGAGCCUGUAAACAUAUUGCUAGUACACAUUUUACUUCCCAAAAUACUUUUGAAAGGUAACAAUUGCAACUAUUGGUUCUGUCUUUCUCAUGUUUCCUCUGAAAUUUAGACCCUACUAAAUAGCACUUAGUUUCUGAAAACUGCACCUAAAAUUUCUCCUCCUUUUCCAUUGGGCCUUAAGAGAUCCAUAAUCUGUUUAUUGUGUAAUGUUUCAUACACAGUUCCUAAUGAACUGAUUUUUGGAAACAUCCAGGCUUUUCUUACUUGGAUCACUAAACUCAUAUUUCACAUAUGCCAAAUAAUAUCUAAAGAAGAGUGCGAGAUUCUGGGAGUAAUUCAUUAUGCUGGUGCUGCUGCACAAGACCCAUUGAAAGCAAUUAUUGUUUUGGAGAAAAGCUUGAAGGAUAGCAGCAGAUCUCUGAGCAAUGUAAGCUUUGUUAAAAUAUUUGUGGAUACUACAUGUGCUGAUCAAAUGAUGAAAGGAAAGAAACAAUAUUGACUUCUUUUAAGCCAUACACAUAUUAGCAUUCCAUUGUUUGCCAGUCCUGCCAUAGCUGUGUCUUUAUAGAAGUUGUUAACUCUCUGAAGGUUUGUUUUUUUGUUUGUUUUCGUUUGGGGCAUACCAGACUUGUUCCACAUGGAAGAGACUGGAGACACGUAUCUAGAGUCCCUUAACAGCAGAAGCCUAGUAGCAAAGGCAUGGUGUUUCCACUAAAAAAACUAGAGCAUCCAUUUGCAGUCAGCCUAAAGAUAAAGGUAGCAUGUUGAAAAGAGUUAGAUUUCUUUCUUUAAAUCUGCUCUUUGAAAGGCAUACUAAAAUAAAAAUCCAAAACACCUGGUUUUAUUGCGAGUACAGUAUGAAGUUGGUUGCACAGCCAACAGGUCAAAAGCCCACCCUCCUCACAGGUGCUUUUUAUAGUACUAGCCUGAAGCUGCAGGAUCAGGUUCUUGUAGAUUUCUUUCUUAAUGCUGCAUAAUUAAGGUAAAAUAGAUAAUAUUAUCAGUAUUUAUGAACAAUAUCCAAUAUUUCUGUAUUUAUGAACAAUACAGAUUUCUUCCCUACUCCUCCCACCACCACUGCCACUCCACAUUACUGCUUGUUUCUCAUAUCACCAGAUUUUCUUUUCACGAUUAGGUUUUUUUUCUAAAGGCAGCUUUAGAAAUGAUGUGAAAAAUACCCACAGUGAUUUUUUCACCAUAUUUCAAUCUGCCCUUUCAUAAUUAAUAUUAGGUAGCAAUAUUCAUUAAUUUGAGGGAGAAUAUCAAUAUAUGAGGUACCUAUUGGAACUGUUUUGCUUGCUCUCUGGAAAACAGGACAUUUAGAACUGGAGGUUUCUUCUCUGAUAAUCAAGUCUCUGAUAAUGAGCAUGCUUCCAAAUGAAUAUACUUGGUAGGAUCACAUUCUGAAAUAGCUGACUUUCUUUCUCUGUUAGUUUAUUUUAAGAUAUUGGGCAGCUGUUGAUUUGUGUGAGAGAGACAAAUCUGCUUUUCUAAAGGCUAGUGCAUGGUAACAACAACAUGGGUUGACUUGCAUUUUCUGUAGAUUUGUAAGUGUUCAAUCAGUCACAUCAUUAGUUUACCAUUUGUCUGGAUUAUGAUGUCCGCAUAAUGGAAAUCUUUGAAAAGUAUUUUGAAUCUGGAUGCAGUGACUCAAAAUCUAGAUAUAUACUGAAUUGUUUAUGAAGCUAAUGCAGCUGGUAAAAAUCAGUAGAUCAACAUGGGUUGGCUUUAACCAAUGAAAAAAAUACUGCUUCACAAGGCCAUAAGCACUGGUGAGGCAUGGAAAGUAUAGAAGCUGUAUCCAUAUGACACCGUGUGGUAUUUUGUCUCUCUGGCAACAGAAUUGGCAUUCAUCCUCAUAAGCCUUGCUGAGGAGAGCCUGUGUGUGCAGUCCUGCCAAGGGACAACUCCCUUGGCAUACGUUUGUGUCUAGUGCUAGCCAUAAAUCUGUGGUGCCUAUCUAAAGACAUCAUGCUAGCUUCCAAAAAGCUGAAUUCGAGCCUCAGAGCCUGUACUUUUUUCCCUACUCCCCACCGCCACCCCACAUUAUAUCCGUAUAUCAAUAUUUUUCAGAAAUUAGAACUUUGUCCUUUCUAAAACCCUGUCAUUAUUUACCAAAGUAAUGCUUUUGAAAAAGCUACUUCUUAAUGUACUAAUCAAUUUGGUACUUUCAUAUAAAAAGAAAUAUGCUAUUUCAAUGAAUGCAAUCAUUGUUUUAAUUACAUGUAUGCAAACAAAGCAUUAUGAUUGUACACACUACACUGUCAUCAGCAAAUGUUGCUGUGUAUGCUUUAAUGUAGAAUAAUCUGGGCACAUUCUAUUGCUGUUUACCCUCUUCAUCUGAGUCUAGUUGGUCAUAUCUUUACACCUUAAAAUCUGGAUACAGCUAACUACCCAGUACAGCUGUAACCUAUUUAAACUAUCAUCAAAUAACCAUAUGUAAAACUAUUAUAUUGCAUAAAUAUUACAUGCCUGUUGUUAAAGCCAGUGUUAAAAUGUGGCAACCUAGGCAGCUGAUGUGGAAUCUAACUAGAACCAUCUAGCCAUCAAGGAGGGAAAAAAACAGUCUUGCUAAGUAAGAAUUUCAGGAGAGAAAGGAAGGUAUUGCUUAGUGAUGCAUUGCAACUGACCACCAACAGUUGUUUUCUAAUCUUCUCAACUUUCUUCUCCUCUUCCUGUCCCAUAUUUUCCUGAAGUGGGCCCCCAGAUCCAGAACCUGUUUUCUUUGGCAGGGAGAUUGUUUUCACUGAUAGCAAUGCUAUUACAACCUAAGUGUAUUUUUAAAGUACCUUUUGUAUGUUAACAUCUUCAUAUGUGUUUCUGCACUAAGACAAAAUGGGAUGGAUCCAAAUGUGCCCUUCUGCAUGUGGCAGAAAGUGUCUUUUGAUUACUGAAGGACUGUUUUACACCUCAUGAUAGAGAGUAGUACAGGAAAAAGUUAACCAAGGUUGCAAUCCUAUAUACCUGGGGUGUAAGGCCUGUUGGCCCCAAUGGACUUCACCAGCAGUGCUUUAGAUUUUUAUUACACAUAUGUAUUUUACUAAGUGAAAGAGGAGUAUUAAAGUAUCAUGUAAUAAACUGCAGGGACAUAAUUUUAAUCCAGUAAAAAUCGUGCCAACUUUGUAUUCAGAAAUGCCUUUUGACUUUAAAAUCACAUAGAUUGAAAACCUGGCCCAAAUUUCUUCAUUGACUUAAUUAUAGCAGUUUGUAGUCAUAGCAUCCAUAAAUGGAGCACCAAAGUACAGCUAACUGCUUUGGGUAACUUUUGUCAGGUGUUUGGUAACUGAGAUGGAUUGCCGCUUUUUCUCUGGCUGUCCAUAAUGUGUUCUCAUCUUGCCAUGCACCGUUGCUCCUUUUGUGAGAGCAGACUGUGGUGAGGGUAUCAUAUAACAAAAACAUAAAAGAUGUUGCCUUCAUAAGCCGCUCUGCUUCUCAUUCUCCACUUAUUUCAGCAGAAUUUGAAUGGAGGUUAUGCAGCAAUGGUGCUUAAAUAAUUGUAUCCAAAAUCAUUGAACAUGGAAAAUUGAACCAUCUAAAAUAAUAACUGUAAAAUCACUGUGAGGUUUUGAAAUUUAUGAAACUUAAUAAGAGUUUUAAGCAAACUGAACCACUACUAUGUGUCUUGGUGCUUUGGUUAGAAAUCCUCUGUAGUAAAUUACUACUUCAGAAAAUGUUUAGUGUUUUCUUUUUGUUCUUUUUAAUGUAAUUGAUUUCUUACAGGCAAUUUUUUCUCUGGGUUUUUCUUUGAAUGCUUUUGCAAAAUUUUGUUUUGUAUUAUCAUUGUAAUCACAGAGUGACAAGCAUAAUACCAUGAUUUGCCUUUGUGGGGGGAAAAUAUGUAAAAUUCUUUUAACAGAGCUAACUUGUUCUUGCCUUUCACAAGCAAUCUGUCUCUAGUAAGAUUGCAUACAUUGUGCAUUUUCAUAUAUUGUGAUAUUUUAUUGAAAGAUGGCUUAUUGUAGCCAUGAGAGGUGUUUAAAAAACUUGUAAUUAAGAUUCUGGUCCACAGCUAAUAUAUUUAGUACCAUGGAUAUGAAACACGACAAUUAAAUAUCAUUUCUUUUCA
This is a messenger RNA of Varanus komodoensis (Komodo dragon), 5281 nucleotides long. RefSeq names its product G protein subunit gamma 12 (gene GNG12). The record is from RefSeq and is a predicted model, not a curated record. The coding region runs from base 396 to 617 and encodes 73 amino acids. NCBI's taxonomy places the organism in Eukaryota, Metazoa, Chordata, Lepidosauria, Squamata, Varanidae. Gene Ontology annotation, molecular function: G-protein beta-subunit binding. The transcript has 5 exons. Gene Ontology annotation, cellular component: heterotrimeric G-protein complex. Gene Ontology annotation, biological process: G protein-coupled receptor signaling pathway.